Papaver somniferum (opium poppy) is the source of this 3725-nucleotide messenger RNA. RefSeq lists its product as uncharacterized. The record is from RefSeq and is a predicted model, not a curated record. Gene Ontology annotation, molecular function: zinc ion binding. NCBI's taxonomy places the organism in Eukaryota, Viridiplantae, Streptophyta, Magnoliopsida, Ranunculales, Papaveraceae. The transcript is spliced from 7 exons. Bases 2356 to 3609 code for a protein of 417 amino acids.
UCGAGUUUUCUCCCCAUCAAUGUGAAGCAUUAAAAUUCAGAAACCAAUGUAAAACUAAAUCUUCGAAUCGAAAAACAAAGACGAGAAUGAUUCAGUCUAUUAUUUUGGGUUUUUUCGUUCUCCAUGUUAGGUUGAUGGAUUUGGUGGAAAUUAUGCUUAGAACGAUGCCCCAGUAACAUGUUGUUUAAGGUUUGGAUUUCUCUUAUUUUGGUGAUUCAGGGUUAGGGUUCCUAUUUCGCCUAGAAGAUCAUUGGAUUCAUACAGGUCGCAAGAGUUUGACUGCCAUAACACAAAAGCUACCAGAUAAGCUGGACUUGGAAUCAUCAUUUAUCUUAUGAUAAUACUUCGUUAUUCGAGGGAAAAUGCCACUGUUGCUUUGAGGCUUGGUCUGAAAUAGCGUCCAGAAAGAAAAGCCAAGUAGCAUGGAAUGAGUUUUUUCAUUGAAUCUUUGAUUAUUGAGUUUUUUUUUUUUUUCGUUGCCAAGUAUCUUCAUCAUUCUCAGUUCCUCAUAUUUUUUUUUAACUCUCCCGAUCAUAGAUUCAUAAUGGUAACUUUUUCAGCCUAUAACCCAAGUCCUUAAUUUUGAGAUUGUUGAGAAAGCAUUAAAAAUGGUUAUUCAUAGUUAAUACAAUAUUCAGGAACACGAAUCCUUCUAAAGGUGGCAAGGAUCAUCAUUGUUAUCGUAAAAAAGGCAUGGGAAUACAGAUCGUAAUAAUGAAAUAUUUAGGAAGAGAUUAGUCAUUCGUUUUCAGAAGUAUUAGGAGACAAUGGUUAUGUGAUUUUACCAGGAAAUAUUAGAAUAAAAAAAGUGAGUAUUUUGAACUCAUUGUCAAACUUGCAGAUAUAUUGGCUUACCAUAGAAAGAGAGUGGAUCACAUGAAAAUGAUGCACAUGCACUCUGAAGUUUUCCAGUGCCAGAAUUUUUUAUUGAUUCAUAAUGCUGCUACACCAGGAAAGCUAAUCAUCCAACUGAGAUAGAGAAGGAAGGAUUUAUAGGUGAGCUUAACUUUUAGCUCUUUCAAAUUCGAUAUUAAAUUUGGGUUAAUUUCAAACUCAAAGUUAGGGCUCUUGAAUAUGUAUUGGGGAUUCGAAUCCAAUACAGUGAAAUAAGGUAUUGCGGUUCUUGAAUAUGUACAGUGAAAUAAGUUGCUAAUUUGUCGUCGCCAUAAUGAUAAGCAAAGUUGUUCUCAUCCACAGCGAUGGAGAAUGGGUGCACAAAGAAGGUAAUGAUAACUACAAAGGUAUGACACAUCUUGCAGGGGUACCUGAUAAGUACACUUUUGAGGAUGUAAAGAAGGCAGCAAUGGAUGUUCUAGGUUUCUUGCACCAACCUUGUUUUGAUGUGUAUAGCCUCAUAGAUGUCCCGGAAACCGCAUUUAAGCAAAGGAUUAAGAUUGUUAGCGAAGAAAUUUUGAUUUUUUAUGUUGGCCAGACAUGUGGAGUCCCAAGCUUUUACACAAUCAAAUAUGGAGAAGAAGUAAAAGUAGAUAUUUCUCCCGUAACUCCAAAACAACUACUGGAGAUGACAGCGGAUCCAAGAUGCUUCCCCACACUCCCUUGACCCCUCUUAACAAUCUGACGUCGAGUUACAGUGAGGAUUAUCAGUCCAAGAAUGAAACCGCCAAGGGAGAUGGUGGUGUUAAAGGCACUUUAAUUUGUCCCUCUUAGUAUUGUAUUUUUGUACCAUGUUUGUCCUGACCAAAUUGUCACACUAAUGUUGAAUGUUUUGUUUUAUCAGCGCGUAUUAGUGGUCCAAAGGCUAGGAGAUGUCUUGAACCAGUAAUGACUUUAUCAUCCAAGAAACUCCGCUGUCUUCAUGAUGCGCCAUCAAAUCCAGCGCCAAUACUAGAUAUUCAUGAACUCCCAAAGGAAAUGAAGUAUAAUGAUCUACGUGUGGGUAACACUUUCAAAAGAAAGGAGGUGCUGAAACUUAUUUUUGCAAUAGCCAAAGUAGAAAGAAAUUUUGAGUACAAAGCUUCUAAAUCCGACAGCCAAAGGUUUAUUGCCAAAUGCAAAAACAAGACAUGCCAGUGGCGUCUUCGAGCAGUUCCCUUAGAUUCUUGUGGGUGGUGGAAACUCACAGUUGCGAACGAUGUGCAUACUUGUGAAAGCAACAAAAGGACUGACCCUGAAUUGAGAACCAAAGCGGCCGCUGCUGGAAUUGCAGAGCUUUUCAAGCACAAAUUCAAAGAACUAGAUGCGGCCUAUACACUAAAACAACUGAUUAAGGACUUAAAAAGGGAACAUGGAGUGGUUAUCAAUUACCGGCAGGCAUACAGCGCUUGCAAGCGCGGUAUGGAGCUGAUCAAAGGUAGCCCCGAUGAAUAGUACCAACACCUCGUUGGUUAUAGUCACAUGCUUGGUUUUCGUAACAAGGGUACUGUUACCGAGAUUGUAACUGAUUCGGAUGAUUCUUUUCUAUAUUAUUUCUUUGCUUUUGGAGUAUGUAUUGAAGGAUUCAAAAACUGUUUCAGACCCGCUUUUGCGGUUGAUGGUACACAUCUUACAGGGCCACGCCAAGGUGUUUUACUGUCAGUCGUUGGAAUGGAUCCCGACGAGUCGAUCUAUCCUAUGGAUUUUGUUGUUGUUGAUUCAGAGAAUAAUGAAUCAUGGGAAUGGUUUAUGAGAAAGUUAGCCGAAGUACUUGGCGAUAAGUAUGCUAUGAAUGAAGAUGUUGUUGUGGCAACAGACAGGCAUCAAUCGAUCGGUAGAGCCAUAAGGUUGGCAUUUCCUUGUGCUAAUCAAGUAUACUGCAUCCACCACCUUUCAGAAAACAUCAAACAAACUUACCACAGCGCCGCGGCUUCGGUGGCAUUUACAAGAGCUGCAAAAGCAUUUAGCAAUGAUGAGUAUGAACUUGCUAUGAGAGACCUAGGUUUAGCCAGCCCCGCUGCUUUAAAAUCUGUAGUGGAUCUUGGACCGGAAAUGUGGGCCAGGGUAAAGGCUAGAACAGGUCGUUUUACUCUCAUGACCACAAACGCCUGUGAAACUUUCAAUUCAAGAAUAGCUGAUGUUAAAGGUCUUCCAAUCUGCUAUUUAGUCUAUUACAUUCGAAGGCUCCUUAUGGAAUGGUUCUGCCAACGUAGACAACUAGCUCUUGAUUGGCAAGAUCCUUUGAGUAAACAUGCACGGGAUAUAAUCAAAGAACGGUGGGCUGUGGCAAAAAGUUUUGUGGCUUGCCAUGUCGAUGGGGACGAAUAUGAAGUGGACGAGGGUGACUAUGAAGAGAAGCACACCGUGUAUCUUGACCGAAGGUCUUACACGUGCAAAGUGUUUGACUAUCAGCAUCUUCCGUGUCCCCACGUACUUGCAGUGUGUGAGACAUAUAAAAUAAAAGAAGAAGGCCUUUGUGGGAAUUAUUAUAAAACAUUUGUUUGGAGAUAUAUGUAUGAACCUAAAAUCUAUGGUGUGCUGAGCCCAGAAACUUGGGAUGUCCCAACGGAGGUGGCAGAGCGGGUGGUGCUUCCUCCAAAAAUUACACCGGAAGUUGGUCGUCGGAGCAUCAAGAGGAAAAGGGCUGCCAUUGAAAAACCUAGAAAGAAAAGAGGUUGUUCAAGGUGUCACCAUACGGGGCAUUAUGCUAACAUCAAACUUUGUCUCAAGGCUUAGAAAUGUAGUGAUUUUGGUUGCUAACAUUGCGUACCUUGUUAUGUUUGUUUGAAAUAGUUUAGGCGGCAUCAUUAGUUUAGUGGUUUUAGUCAUGUUUUCGUCCUCAGGAUAAAAAA